UUAAGUUAUAUAUUUUUUUAAUAAAAUAUUUAAUGGUGUUAUGGACAGUGAACUUAAAAACACAAUGUAUUAUUACGUGACUCUAUUAUGCAUGUUCAAUAUUCUCUUUGUCAAUGUGAACGGAUUGACUCUGAAAACUUCGAGAGCGUGCAUCAUCGGCGCUGGAUAUUCAGGUUUGGGUGCAGCCCGCUAUAUGAAACAGUAUCACGUCAACUUCACAGUUUUCGAAGCGACUAGAAACUUCGGCGGCACUUGGCAUUUCGAUCCUCACGUUGGUACAGAUGAAGACGGCCUGCCAGUCUUUUCUAGCAUGUACAAUGACUUAAGGACGAAUACGCCACGUCAAACCAUGGAAUAUUACGACUUUCCAUUUCCCGAGGGAACCCCGUCGUAUCCAUCGGCAACGUGCUUCCUCGAUUACUUAAAAUCGUUUGUGAAGCAUUUCGAUUUACUCAGUCAUAUUCAAUUGCGCAGCUUGGUCACAUCAGUGAAGUGGGCGGGCAAUCACUGGAACCUUACUUACACAAAGACGGACACCAAGGAAAAUGUAACUGAGACGUGUGACUUCAUUGUGGUAGCAAAUGGCCCUUAUAAUACUCCUGUGUGGCCCAAGUACGACGGAAUAGACACAUUCGAAGGCAGCAUGAUCCACAGCCAUGAUUACAAAGAUCGGAAGGCGUACAAAAACAGAAAGGUGCUUAUAGUAGGAGCUGGAGCUUCAGGCUUGGAUCUCGCGAUACAGUUGUCCAACGUGACCGCCAAAUUAGUUCACAGCCACCACUUGGUGUAUAACGAACCGAAAUUUUUCGAUGGUUACGUGAAGAAACCAGACAUAAUGGCGUUUACUCCUAAAGGCGUUAUUUUCCGGGACGAAUCAUUUGAGGAAUUGGAUGAUGUAAUUUUUUGCACAGGUUAUGACUUCAACCACCCGUUUCUAGACGAGAGCUGCGGUGUUACCUCAACCGCCAAAUUUGUACUGCCUCUCCAUAAGCAACUUGUCAAUAUAAAACAUCCCAGCAUGGUAUUUCUUGGAAUCGCCAAGAAGAUUAUAACAAGAGUUAUGGAUGCUCAGGCUGAAUACGCAGCACUACUAGCUUCGGGUAAAUUGAAGCUUCCAUCACAGGAGGAAAUGUUGAAUUCUUGGCUGAAACACAUCUCUUCCCUACAGGUUAAGGGCAUGAAAAUUAUCGAUUUAAACGUAGUCGGUUCGGAAAUGGAUCAAUAUUUCGGCAAUUUAACUGAAGAAGCUGGUGUGGUGAGAGCGCCCCCGGUACUCACAGCGAUCAGGGAUUUCAACGGCGUCAACCGUUUGGAUGAUUUGCUCAACUACCGCGAAUACGACUAUAGCAUUAUUGAUAAUUUUCAUUACGAAAGAAAAUAUAAUCCAAGGCAGAACAUACCUUGCCCUGUCGAAGUGUGAUAUUAACUUUUUAAGUACUCUAAUUAUCUAAGUAAUUAUAGUUAGCCGAAGAUAUUACAAAGUUGCUUCAAUAAUGGAGUUGGGAAAUGAACGGAAAGGUUAGUACAUUUUAAGUUUACAAUUGACGCGUCAAUUAUUCUGGUUGUGCGAUUUUUUUUAAAUAAUAAUAAAAAAAACGACUUGUUUAUGAUAUUUACGUAAUAAUUAAAAUUAUUUGUUGGAAAUGUGUACUUUGACAUUCAUUGUUAAAAAUAUAAAUGCAAAGUAAAAAGCAAUUAAUUUGAAUGAAAUAAAUUGAACGCUAAAAUCCGCAUUU
Molecule: messenger RNA, 1736 nt
Organism: Bombyx mori (domestic silkworm)
Lineage: Eukaryota; Metazoa; Arthropoda; Insecta; Lepidoptera; Bombycidae
Gene: FMO1
Product: flavin-dependent monooxygenase FMO1
Molecular function (GO): flavin adenine dinucleotide binding; N,N-dimethylaniline monooxygenase activity; NADP binding
Source: RefSeq, marked provisional